AUGGCUGCCAGCGUCAAGACCGCUGCCGCCGUCUGCGACCCCACCGCCGCGGUAAAGCCAGGCCUGAAGCGGAAGCGCAUCGCCGUGGGGAGCAUGGACCAGUACGAGUUCGAGGACACUUGCUGCCUCGGCGUGGGUGGCUUCGGCGCCGUCUUCAAGGCGCGCCACCGUGCCACGGGCCAGACCGUCGCCAUGAAGCGCUACAGCCCGGCCGACCAUACAGCGUUCCGCGAGGCGCGCUUCCUUGAGGAGGCAAACUGCGGCGGCGCCAACCCGUUCGUCGUCGGCUACCACGGCGUCGUCCGCGACCCCGUCACCGGGGAGAUGAUCCUCGUCAUGGAGUGCAUGGCGGCCAGCCUCCACGAUCUCCUCUGCCAGCGGCCCGCGGGAGCCCGCCGCUGCCCGAGGCCACCGUGCGCGCCGCAAUGUGGCAGCUACUCAGGCACCAAGAAGAUGCACGACGCCCACAUUAUCCAUCGCGACAUCAAGCCCCAGAACGUCCUUAUCGGCGAGAGUCAUAGCGUCGUCAAAAUCUGUGACUUCGGGCUCGCCAUGUCCAUCGACGAGCGCCUCCCGUACGCGCCGGCCGGCACACUGUGGUACCAGGCGCCUGAGAUGCUUCUGGGGAAGCCCGACUACGACGAGAAGGUCGACUCCUGGUCCCUUGGCUGCGUCAUGGCGGAGCUCAUCAACAAAGGCAGGCCACUGUUCCAGGGAUUCCACGACGACGGACAACUCUGCGCGAUCUUCGAUUUGCUCGGCGUGCCUGACGACAGCACGUGGCCGUGGUUCUCGUCCACGCCAUUCGCCAGGGAGGUGAUGCCGGAGCUGGAUAUGCAAUUGCAACGGUGCAACCGCCUGCGCAAUCGGUUCCCCGAGACGAAGCUAUCCACGGAAGAAUGAGGAUUCGAGGUGCUCAGUGGCCUGCUCACAUGCAAUCCCGAGAAGAGGCUGACGGCAGCCGCCGCGCUCAAGCACCCAUGGUUCGCCAAGGUCGAUGAUCUGGAGCUACCAAAGAAAGAGAAUCCUGCGUCGGCGUUGCCCAAGCGACAGAAAUUGCGUGUUGUAUUCGUAUGA
This is a messenger RNA of Zea mays, 1077 nucleotides long. RefSeq names its product putative cyclin-dependent kinase F-2. Gene Ontology annotation, biological process: protein phosphorylation; regulation of mitotic cell cycle. Lineage: Eukaryota; Viridiplantae; Streptophyta; Magnoliopsida; Poales; Poaceae. The record is from RefSeq and is a predicted model, not a curated record. Gene Ontology annotation, cellular component: nucleus. Gene Ontology annotation, molecular function: protein serine/threonine kinase activity; ATP binding.